Rhincodon typus (whale shark) is the source of this 860-nucleotide messenger RNA. Its product is annotated as coagulation factor VII-like. The transcript is spliced from 4 exons. NCBI's taxonomy places the organism in Eukaryota, Metazoa, Chordata, Chondrichthyes, Orectolobiformes, Rhincodontidae. The record is from RefSeq and is a predicted model, not a curated record. The annotation marks the transcript as partial.
AAGGGUAUGUUUGUGGGAUGUUACUACAUUGGAACAGUUAAUUAGGAGUAGUUAAUAUAUCUAUUAUUUUGUUAAGCAUUUCUAUAGACCUACAGUUAAGCCGAUUCUUUUAUUUUAUUUCUAUUUUGUCUGUAAUUUAACGGGUGGUGUAAAAGUAGUGUGAUUUGCUUAACGUCGAGUAGCUUGACCAAUUGAAUUGCAUUUGGAAUGCAACCGCUUACAGUUAUCUUUAAAGGAAGAAAAAGUUACAGUCCAGACAAUCUUCUGAAUAUAUUUUGAGGGGGUUUGGUUGAGAUCCAUAACAAUGUUCGCUGUUCUCUACUAUUGUGACGUCUUUGAUUACCUCCAUAUUAAAGGGCCACUUAAAGUCUACACUUGUCUUCACAUCUGUGCCCCAUGUGACAUUGUUUCAAACUGAUUAAUGCAACACUUACAUUCUUUUCUCUUUCUUUUACCAGGAAGAGUUCUGGGAGACCUACAAUGACAAGAAUGACUGUGUACCAAAUCCCUGCCAAAAUGGUGGAACCUGUAAAGAUAUGUUUCAACGUUACCUGUGCACGUGCCCAGAGGAGUUUGAAGGUUGGAAUUGUGAAAUAGAGAAAGUCACUAAAAUUGAAUGUCGCUUUGAGAAUGGAAAUUGUGAACAAUUCUGCACUGAUGUGGCCAAUUCUUCUCGUCAGUGUAGCUGUGCGGAGGGCUACAGACUCGGAGAAGAUGGAUUAUCCUGCAUUCCUGAAGUGCCCUAUCCGUGUGGAAAAGUGCCAGUUCUGAUGAAGCACAGGAAUACAUCUGAUGACUUUGAGAGAAGUGGGAGAAUUGUGGGUGGCUUGGACGCUUUGAAAGGAGAAUAUCCAUGGCAG